This is a messenger RNA of Meloidogyne enterolobii, 780 nucleotides long. Lineage: Eukaryota; Metazoa; Nematoda; Chromadorea; Rhabditida; Meloidogynidae. The record is from the annotation of a GenBank genome assembly.
GCAGAGAGGAGGUAGUUUUAAUUGAAUUUUAAUGGAUUUGAAUUUAAUUUUAGUAUUGUGUUGAAAUUCAUUGUUGGAUGGCCGCAGGAACAAAAAGUAUUUGAAUUAAUGCAAGAAGAAUUGAUCAAAUUUGACGAUUUGGUUGUUUAUGAUAUUGACGAUUCUUACAGGAAUUUGUAUUUGAAGGUUUAUGUAGCUCUUCAAUGGCAACAAAUUUUCUGUUCAAAUGCUCAAUACAUUCUAAAAACUGAUGAUGACACAAUUGUUGAUUUUGACAGACUUCUUUGGUGGAUAGACAAUGAUUUUGGUUACAGAGUGUCUAAAUACCCUGCUGCUGUUUUUGGUGGAAUGAUUAAAAGAUCGUCUCCAAUUCGUAAUGAAAAGCAUAGAUGGUAUGUCUCUCCCAUAGACUUUCCCCAUCCAAUAUUUCCACAUUACACCAACGGCCCAACAUAUUUACUUACAUCAAAAGCAGUUCAAGCAAUAAUGAAUCUUACAGAGAAUGUUCACGCUUUCCCAAUUGAGGAUGUUCUUUAUACUGGAAUUUUGGCCAAUUUAGCAAAUGUUAAAAAAUUUAGUAUUUGGGAACACUUUAGAAUUGGAAAACAUCUCAAUCUUCAUGAAAAAUGCAAAGUAGAAAAGAAGACAGGAAAAAGAAUUCCCUAUGUUACCGCUAUUAAUGGAAUUUCUGAUGCGAGUGGAAUUAAAAUUGCCUAUGAAAGACUUCACUCUGUUGAAUGUACUCCUUGGUCGUCUUCCAAACAAAUGAAAAGUUUUUGA